UAUAAAUUUUAAUUGAAUAAAAAAAAAUAAAAAUCACGAACUCCUUUUAAUUAUUUUAAACAACCGUACCAAACUUUUAACAUUCUCUUAAUGUUACUCUUUAAUUCUUUUUCUUUCCCUUCUUGUUUUCUCGCCAUCCAAACACUCGUUUAGACUAUUUCUCUAGGGUUUAUCCGAUCGUGCGCGCCAUGGACUCCGAGGACGACGAUUUCUACAGCGGCGAGGCAAUGGAUGACGAGAACGACUACUACAACACCGACGACGCCGCUUACGCAGACGGAUACGAUGAUGAGGAUGAGGACGACGACGAUGAUGAUUACGAGUUCAUGGAGGAGGUCGAUGAGGAAUACGUCAGUCGUCAGCAGCAAAGUUACACAGUCUUAAAAGAAGAGGAUAUACAACAACGUCAGGAGGAUGACAUUACAAGAGUUUCCAUUGUCCUUUCAAUAUCAAGGGUAGAUGCUAGUAUCUUACUCCGUCAAUAUAAUUGGAGUGUUAGUAGGGUGCAUGAUGCGUGGUUUGCUGAUGAAGAUGGAGUGCGAAAAUCAGUUGGCUUGUUGGACAAACCAGUUUUUCAAUUUUCCAAUGCUAAAGAACUAACUUGUGGGAUUUGUUUUGAGCCCUAUACUCGUGACAAAGUCAUGUCAGCUGCUUGUGGUCAUCCCUUUUGUUGUACAUGCUGGAAAGGUUAUAUUAGUGCAACGGUUAAUGAUGGUCCUGGAUGUUUGAUGUUGAGAUGCCCUGAUCCAUCUUGCCGAGCUGCUGUUGGUCAAGACAUGAUCAACAUGUUGGCUUCUGCUGAUGAUAAGGAGAAGUAUACUCGUUACCUUCGUAGAUCUUACGUUGAAGACAACAGGAAGACCAAGUGGUGUCCUGCUCCAGGGUGUGACUAUGCUAUUGAUUUUGCUGCUGGAGGUGGAACUUUUGAUGUUUCUUGCUUAUGCUCUCAUAGUUUUUGCUGGAAUUGCACUGAAGAAGCUCAUCGUCCAGUUGACUGUGGCACUGUGUCGAAGUGGAUCCUGAAGAACUGUGCCGAGUCUGAGAACAUGAACUGGAUACUAGCCAAUUCUAAGCCCUGUCCAAAGUGUAAGCGACCAAUUGAAAAAAAUCAAGGGUGCAUGCACAUGACAUGCUCACCACCUUGUAAAUUUGAAUUCUGUUGGCUCUGCCUUGGUGCAUGGUCAGACCAUGGUGAAAGGACUGGUGGUUUCUAUGCUUGUAACCGUUAUGAGUCAGCUAAGCAACAGGGAGAUUAUGAUGAGACUGAGAGGAGAAGAGAGAUGGCAAAGAAUUCUCUGGAGAAAUACACUCAUUAUUAUGAACGGUGGGCGAGCAAUCAAUCAUCGAGGCAAAAAGCUCUAGCGGAUUUACAUCAAAUGCAGACUGUGCAUCUUGAGAAGCUGAGUGACACCCAAUGCACACCUGAAUCACAGCUGAAGUUCAUCAUUGAGGCCUGGCUUCAGAUAGUCGAAUGUCGAAGAGUUCUGAAAUGGACCUAUGCAUAUGGAUAUUAUCUACCUGAGCAUGAGCAUGCUAAGAGACAGUUUUUUGAGUACUUGCAAGGUGAGGCGGAAUCAGGUUUGGAAAGGCUUCAUCAAUGUGCGGAGAAGGAACUACAACAAUUCCUCAAUGAUGAUAGCCCAUCAAAAGAGUUUAAUGACUUCCGUACAAAGUUAGCCGGGCUGACCAGUGUGACUAAAAAUUACUUUGAGAACCUGGUCAGAGCCCUAGAGAAUGGCCUAGCAGAUGUCGACUCCCACGCAGCUUGCAGCAAGGCAGGUAUCUCAAAACCUCCACCGGCUAGCAAAGGUAAAAGUGGGAGAGGAAAAGGGAGUGGUAGAAGCAGUGGUUCUCACGAUGCGGGUAGAUAAUCUUAUAUCUGUUAUACCUUCAACAUACCCAGUUGUGUCAGCAGUUGUUUAGAACAUCCCAUCUUGCGUGCUCUACUCGGAAAGAAACCUUUCCGGCGAUUCUCUAGUUAGGGAAUUCUUGGUGUAGGUAAUGGUGGCUCCAUCGUUUGUUGUGUAUCUUUUUUCUUGGGUUUGAUCUCUUCCUUCUUUCCGGAGGCUGUUUAACAUGUAGAAGUAUGUAGGCAUGAACGGAGUGAAGAAAAUGAGCCUCUUUUUCUAUUCAAUCGUGUGUUGGAGAGCACCAUAAUCUGUGAUUUCUCAUGUAUAUAUAUCUACAUAAUGAGCUUCAGCAAGUUGUGUUAAUAUAUUAUAUAUUU
Pistacia vera is the source of this 2227-nucleotide messenger RNA. RefSeq names its product probable E3 ubiquitin-protein ligase ARI7. Gene Ontology annotation, cellular component: cytoplasm; ubiquitin ligase complex. Gene Ontology annotation, molecular function: ubiquitin conjugating enzyme binding; zinc ion binding; ubiquitin protein ligase activity. The transcript has 15 exons. Gene Ontology annotation, biological process: ubiquitin-dependent protein catabolic process; protein polyubiquitination; positive regulation of proteasomal ubiquitin-dependent protein catabolic process. Lineage: Eukaryota; Viridiplantae; Streptophyta; Magnoliopsida; Sapindales; Anacardiaceae. Bases 189 to 1871 code for a protein of 560 amino acids. The record is from RefSeq and is a predicted model, not a curated record.